Messenger RNA from Dictyostelium discoideum AX4, 519 nucleotides. NCBI's taxonomy places the organism in Eukaryota, Evosea, Eumycetozoa, Dictyosteliales, Dictyosteliaceae. The record is from the annotation of a RefSeq genome assembly.
AUGACAUAUAUUAGUAAAAAACAAGCUGCAAAAAAAGUAAUUGUAAGAGAGAAACCAAUCUUAGUAAGAUUAAAGUUAAUAAUAGGUGCCGGAACAGCGUCGAUGACACCACCAUUGGGACCUAAUUUAGGGCAAUAUGGAAUAAAUAGUAUUGAAUUUUUUAAUGAUUUUAAUACAGAAACAAAAGAAUUAUUUGAAACAGGAUUAGCAUUAAGAGUGAUCCUAUGGAUAAAUGUAAUGAAAGCAUUUUAUUUUGAGCUACAAAUGCCCAAAAUAAGUAAUUUAUUAAAGGAAUAUUAUAAAGUAGAAUGUGAAGCCGCGAAAGGUGGUAAUGUGUAUAUAGAAAAAGAACGAUUAUUAAAAGAUUGUUUUAAAAUCGCAAUAUUACUGUGUACCUUUAAUAAAGCAGAAAAACAGUGGGAACAAAUUGAAAAAAAAUAUUUAAGAAUAACCGUCUUAGAAAUCUUAGGAACAUGUAGAUCCUGUAAAAUAUACGUAAAAAAAGCAGAGAAUGAAUAA